ACCCAUGAUCCUCUGCGCUGUGACGUUAGCGGAAUCAUGGCAGCCUCCAGAACUACUAUGGAGAACGAAGACAACAUCCCGGAAUAUGAAUAUGUUGAUGUCAAUACCAACGUUUUUCACAUCGGCUCAUUCCAGAGCGAGUGGCUGAAAAGACUGAGCCCCCAAGAGUGGUCCUACCAGCAACAGGACGAGACAGAGUUCGACGCGAACUUCGCUAAAGACAUGCAGAUCAAUGCGCAGACCAUGGACGCGCUCAAGUCCGUCUGCAGCUAUGAUUCCCUUUGUUGUCACCCCGAGGAAGAGAAGCCUGAUAUGGAAACAGUACCUGAGGAUUCUAUUCUUAGAACACUUUUACAGAGGAAAAAAAGACAAGAUUACAAAGCCUCUCUGAAAAUCCACAAGAACAGACACGAUCUCUAUGCAGAAGAACUAGACAGAUUAACAGUCGUUCGGAAACCAGACACUGUCACAGACAUGUUGCCAGAGGGAGAGAUCAUCCUAACCAUCAACAUUUACUACCCUGCUGUUUUUGAUAAAUUUAACUAUGUAAGACCCCACAUGACUCUGCUGAUGACUGGCUCCCACACUUUGGCUGAACUCAGAGACGCCAUUUGUUGCGUCAGUGACUUGCAAGUGUGCGGCGAGUUCAGCAACACACCAGACGUGGCCCCGGACUUCACAAGUAAAGACCUUUAUAAGUCUGCAUUCUUCUUCUUUGAAGGGAUUUUCUACAAUGACAUGCGAUUCCCUGAGUGCCAAGAUAUCAGCAUGACGAUCAUUGAAUGGGCAAAGUCCCACAACUUCCCUCCCUACAGCCAGGCCGGGAUGGAGGACACUCGCUUUUCGGAUUUGAAAGUAAAAGUAGGCUUUCCGUACCUGUACUGUCACCAGGGAGACUGCGAGCACCUCGUCAUCAUCACAGAUGUCAGACUGACACACAGGGACGACUGUCUGGAUAAGAAGUUUUACCCGCUGCUCAUCCACAAGCACAGAAUAGCCACCCAGAAGUGUGCAGUCUGCCACAUCUUCAUUGGAAGGUGGUUCACAAAGAAUGAUCAGUUUGCUCCCAGUGACCCUUGUCUCUUCUGUGAAAAAUGUUUCCGAAUGCUUCAUUACGACAGCGAGGGGAAAAAGCUUGGUAAUUUUGUUGCAUAUCCCUAUGUUGACCGUGGUGCCUUCAACUGAAGUUGUCCCCCUAGUGAGAUGCACAUAUCACCGAGUUAAAUGCUGUACAAUACAGUUUUAAUAUCUUUCUAAUGAGAGAAAUUUUUUUUUUGUUCUUUUUUUGUCAAAUAUUUUUGCUUUGACAAGAAUUGUUUGUCUGCAAACUUAUGUUCUAUUUUGAAAUGAAUAAAAAAAUGUUGAAUUUAAAGGAUCUCAGUUAUGUAUUGUGUAUUACAUUAGUUUUGGGGGGUAAUACAAUUUCCAGAAUUCCCAACCAGUCCAUAGCACAAGAAUGUUUUGGGAUUGUUAUUUUAUAGUAAAAAACACAAAGAAUUUCAAUGAAACCUGGUGAAACAGAUAAAAGACACCAGACUGACUUCUCUUAUAAUCAUGCUCAAAAACAAAGCAACAGAGUGCAGAAAAUCUUAAACUGAUGAGUCAGACAGUGAAAUAUGAUGAAAUAAGUGUUUGGAUAGUUACUCAGCAGCACACUCCCUUCAGUUUCUACUUUCAAACUCCACUUAACUACAUGAAAGAACAUUGUAAUGCCUACCAAACUGCUAUUGUCAUUGAGACAAUAUAAACAGAUGGUUAUGCACCUCAACCACUGUGGUGCAUGUGAAGACAAUAGUGAUAUGAAAGUUGAUAUGCCUUACUAAAACUUUCCAUGCAAUAGCACCACAAUCUACUAACUCACAGCAAAAAAGUUAGUUUGAUUCUCUAGUGUACAAGUGGUUUCCUGGGGGUCCUCGACUUAUGUCAUAGUUCUGUUCCUAUGAUAUGAUGUAACACUGACCUACACUAACACAGUGGUAACACAAUCCAUUGACAACCUACAGGUGGUGAAUGUAAACAGAGGCAUGUACUGUGUGUAACCCUGUGUGAUGACGCAUUCUCUAAUAUUGAAGGUUGGUCCGUGUGUGUGUGUGUGUAAAAGCAUUUUAAAACAAUACCUGACAGUCAGUGUUGUCUAUAGACUACUUUAAUAUGAGAUGCUGAGACAGGUCAUAAAACAAGCACAAAAAUACUCUUAUUUACAACCACGUGUUAAAAUACCACGGUUGAGUAGACACUUGAAUGCGGCAAACAACCAUUCGCAAGCUGCGGAAUUUUCUUUGUCCACUUCUGAAGGCAGCAAGUAGCAGAAAUUGUCACACACCAACAGUUUGUUAUGGAGGAAUCUGUGGGUGAAGCACAUCUAUAAAUAAUUCAGUGGUGUGACAUUAUUAAUUGCCAAAGACAAAUUCAAACUUGUACCAAUCAACAAAACAUCUCUCCCACAAAAGGAAUGCUGCCAGAUGUAAUAAUUUUAGUAAGAGCUAAGUUGACACUGUUCCAGAAUAACAACUUCUUGAGCUUUUGCCAGUUAUACCUUAAGCGACUAUGCAGAUAGGAAAGAAAAAGGAGUACACAUAUUAAAAAAAUAAACCAACUUAGUCAUUAUUUUCAUGGUUAGAGAUGUUUGAUGUGUUGGACAAGUCUUUGAG
Molecule: messenger RNA, 2651 nt
Organism: Cynoglossus semilaevis (tongue sole)
Lineage: Eukaryota; Metazoa; Chordata; Actinopteri; Pleuronectiformes; Cynoglossidae
Gene: snapc3
Product: small nuclear RNA activating complex, polypeptide 3
Exons: 9
Coding region: 37-1185 (382 amino acids)
Biological process (GO): snRNA transcription by RNA polymerase II; snRNA transcription by RNA polymerase III
Cellular component (GO): snRNA-activating protein complex
Molecular function (GO): bent DNA binding; RNA polymerase II cis-regulatory region sequence-specific DNA binding; RNA polymerase III type 3 promoter sequence-specific DNA binding
Source: RefSeq, a predicted model, not a curated record